Molecule: messenger RNA, 2711 nt
Organism: Ceratina calcarata
Lineage: Eukaryota; Metazoa; Arthropoda; Insecta; Hymenoptera; Apidae
Gene: Grip
Product: Glutamate receptor interacting protein
Exons: 5
Coding region: 726-2621 (631 amino acids)
Biological process (GO): neurotransmitter receptor transport, endosome to postsynaptic membrane
Molecular function (GO): protein binding
Source: RefSeq, a predicted model, not a curated record
CCGGCACUCGUUACAGUUCUCCGUAAGUUCUCUCCGCGACGAGUCUUCUUCAUCUCCGCGCCGGACGCGAUAUACCGCGAACAAAGCCCGCCCCGGCCCUGUUUACACCGCGAGCAACAAGAAUCCGGUGAUAACGGCCAACAAACGAGCCGAUUUACGAUCCCCAAUUAUAAACAAUUAGAUAAUUCAUUUAAUCGGUUUUUCCAAUUCUCUGAGAAUUCAUUUAUCUCUGACCGAUAUUGUUUCACAGCAUUUCUGUAAAAAUGAUUAUUUCUUGUGAUUUAGUAUAAACGACGAGUGUCCCAAGUGAGAAGAAAUUCGUUCGAAUUCAACGAUUAACUAUAUUUUCGAUUUACUCAUUCUGGAUCGAUGUAUAUAAGUGCCUACGAGAAGAUUUCCGACAGGAAGACGUAGAACGGAAUUAGGAUGACAUAGAACGUGUUCGAGAAAAUACGUGUGUGCAAAAUAUUCGUAAAAAUAGAUCCGGUUUCAAGUCGCAGGCAUAGUUACAGAAUUAUUCAGCGCAGACACUGUAAAAUCAAUCCACUCAACAACGAUAGACAUAUAAAACAGUGAUAAUUAUUUAAAAAAAUAUGUCCACAAUUUUUGAAUGAUUGACAAAACAUAUUUAAUCGUACCGAAACGAUUCUCCGGUCAGAAUCUCGAGUUGGAAACGUUCACGCAGUGAUGGUAAGGAUUUUUAUAGGAUAAUAAGAUCCUGAACGAUGUUCAGCUCGCUAAGACUGACUACCAUGCGCUCGCACAAGAAUCGCGCGAGGCCCGGAAGCGUGGCGACGUCCGCCAGCUCCGAUUCAGUCAGGCCCGACGAGAUUUCGCCGCAUUCCUAUCAUCCACACAGUUUCCUGUUGCUGGACGACCAGGACAGUUCCAUGUGUACUCCGUCGAGUGUUUCUUCUAAAGUAGCUCAGGUCAGAGUGGAACGGGAAGGAGGUAGCCUGGGAGUGACCCUCAGAGGCGGUGUCUCCAGAGCCUUAGUGGUGACCGGAGUGAAAUCCGACGGACCGGCUGCUAAAGAAGGCAGGGUGAGACCUGGGGACAGAUUGCUGGCUGUCGACGAUACGGAAUUGAGAGGCCUGACUCUGGCUGAAGCUCAGCGAGCGCUCAGGAGGAGCUCGGAUGCUCCUGUCGCCUCGUUGACUAUUGAAUACGACGUUGCUAACAUGGAAGAGGCCAGGGCUGCGACUUCCGGCCCACUUCUGGUACAACUCGAACGAGGACUGUCGGGGGAGCUAGGCCUUACAGUCAGAGAAACGCCAAACGGAGUGUACAUCGAGAGUCUGAGACCAGCCAGCACGGCAGAUCGCUGUGGCGCAUUGCAGCCAGGUGACAAACUCUUAGCAGUGGACGAGACUCCGGUCCAGGACGCCUUAGCUGCGGCUAAAUUACUGAGGAACAAUUACGACUCGCGUAUAGCCAGGCUUCAGAUUUUACCAAGGCCUCCCAGCGCAUCGCAGAGGACCGUGAAACGGCGAGCGCAACCGCAAGCGCAACAGAACUCCAGUCAAACUUUACAGACUAAAGAGAGUUUGACGGUGGUCCUGAGACCUGAUCACAAAGGCUACGGGCUGGCUUUGAAACCUGCCGAGGAUCGAAUGAAUUACGUUGUCAGUUUAUUGGAAGCUGGUGGGCCGGCGGAACGCAGCGGGGUUCUUCUGCCUGGGGAUAAAGUGGUCGCGGUUAAUCGUAUGAUGCUGAGGGAUCUACAACCGAACGAGGUGACCGGCAUCUUGGAGAAUUCCCAAGUGAUCGAGCUGGUGAUAGAGUACAAGGUCGGAGGGCCAGUAGUGCCCAGUUCAGGCGUGUUCACUGUACGAGUGGCUAGACCGAUCGGCGGUCAACCGGAUGUGGGGCUCACGGUGAACGAAGAUUUAAUCAUCACCGAGGUGCGCAAGGGAUCUCUGGCUUAUAGGACUGGCAGUCUGGCUCCAGGGGACAGAUUGCUGGCCAUCGAUGGUCAAAAACUGGACCCCGGCGAUCUCAGGCAAGCUGCUCAACUGUUGCAUCGACCUGGAAGCUCAGUGAUCGCUUUAACUGUGCGGAAACCAGACCCAAAUUCAGAAAACAGGGAAUACUGCAAGGAGUCCAGUAUAGGAAGCGACACGGUGCAACAGUACCCGGCGGGAAUCUUGAGACCAGCCAGGGAGAGUUUACCCAGCGUGGAUAGCGCGGUGGAUUCUUGGGGAGAAUUGGGGGAGAACAGUGGAGCGGGACCGGAGAUCCUGAGGCUCUGGGAGACGGCUUCCGUGGACAGUGGCCAAUUAGAUCUGCCCAUGCCUCCUUUCCCUGGGCCGCAAGAAAGUAGUAACUCUGAGAGACCGCAGCAAAUAGUCCACGUCUCCCUGCACAAGGACCCGGUGUACGAGGACUUCGGUUUCUCCGUGUCCGACGGCAUGUACGAACGAGGAGUCUACAUAAAUCGUUUGAGACCCGGAGGACCGUGCGACGGUGUGUUAAAGCCAUACGACCGGAUCCUCCGAGUGAACGACGCGAACACCGAGGACUGCGAUUGUUGCCUAGCCGUGCCACUGAUCGCCGCGGCCGGACCACGUCUGGAUCUGACGAUAGCGCGACCGCUAUCACCGCCGAGCAAGGCGCUCUGAGGACGAACAGAGGGAGGUAGCUUGUAUAUAUAUUUUUGUACACACCUGUAUUUUAUUUAUAAAAAUAAAUGUAUAGAUUGCUUUCAGUUA